AUGAAUAACGGUACUGCUUCUUCUUCUUCCGCUUCGGGUUCCACUUCCAAUAUGAAUUCUUUGCACGACGUAAUCGUAAACUAUGUCCACAACUCGGCUUACUCAUCAACAGCUCGUAUACUAUCGCAAACACAAGCGAAACGAUCUCAGAACGGUGGUGAUGACGAUGAUGAAGCCAAUAUCUCGAGAAAGGAGGAUGAGGAUGAAGAUGACGAUGACGAUGCAGAUGGGAUGGAGAUUGACGAUGAAGAGAGUGUGUUGAAAGAAAUCUCGGAAUCGUCUAAUCGAAAUCGAAAAGCAGCAAAGUCGCCUAUGAAAGAUUAUUCGCUCUUGAAUGAAGAGGAUUUGGAAGGUAUUGAGCAGAGACGAGUCAUCCUCAAUCAUAUCUUAAAUGGAUCGAUAUCUAAAUCAGUUGAAUUGCUCAAUACGAAUUUCCCUUCUGUCCUCUCUGAGUCAAUCCCCACCAAUCUCACUUCCUCAAACGGGAACGGGCAUUCGAGCUCGAGUUCAAACUUCAAUUCGCAUUCAAAUCCAUAUUCAUCAUACUCUUCAGGUUAUAUGAAAUAUAAAGCUAAUCAUUCUAUACCUGUAUUGAAUAAAUCAACUGAGCCUUCACAUAUUAGAUUAAACUUACAGAUACAACAAUUCAUUGAAUCAUUUAGACAAUUAUCACCUUCCAUUCCUUCCUCUCCAGCAUCUUCGAUAGGUGAUUUGACCAAUUCGCAAACUUAUCAAGGGAUAUCAGCAUCAUCAUCUUCUUCUUCACCUGCAGGAUUAUUAACAGCGUCAAAUACAAAUACAAAUUCAAAUUCACAUUCCAAUUCUACAUCAACACAAACUUUGACGCAUGCGUUAUCAGCUGCACAAGGAUUACAUUCAGAAGCUAAAAAAUUGUCAGCUGAAAUUAGAGCUAUUUACUUGCAAGAGAUUAAAGAUGUAGGAGCCUUAUUCGCAUAUACAGAUCCAGAAAAUAGCAUCUUGAAGGGAUUUUUAGACCAGUCUAGAAGGAUAAGAUUGGCUGAUCAAGUGAACGCUGCUAUUUUGAAAUCACAAAAUAAACCUACCCAAUCCGCCCUAGAAACAUUCGCAAGACGUACGACGGUUUUAUACAAAGUUAUGUCUGAUAAUGGCAUUAGUCCAAAACCAACUUGGACAGAUUCCACUGGGGAUGGAAAAGGUAAACACCAUCUAGCAGAGUAUUGGAAACAAUCAAAUGGGAAAUCAUUCAAUCUACACGAUUUCGUCAAUUCUACUUGGUAG
Messenger RNA from Kwoniella shivajii, 1260 nucleotides. RefSeq lists its product as uncharacterized. The coding region runs from base 1 to 1260 and encodes 419 amino acids. NCBI's taxonomy places the organism in Eukaryota, Fungi, Basidiomycota, Tremellomycetes, Tremellales, Cryptococcaceae. The record is from RefSeq and is a predicted model, not a curated record. The transcript has 5 exons.